AUGCCGCUGCGAGAAAUUGCAUCUUUCCGGAAUCAAGUUCAGAGACUGGGAUAUCUAGUGAACCGGUGACGGACUUACAGGCGAAGUUUCGCCCACCACAGCUCUCUUCUGCUCUACCCCCACCGUAGAGGCUUACUGAAGUAACGAUUCAGCCAUGGACUCCUUCGUGAUCGCAGCUGAGCAAUUAAUUCUGUUCACCCGCAGUCCCGAUGGGAGGGUCAGUGAAGUUCUAUCGUGCAUGCCCAGGAAUCCUCUCAGUCUGAGGGACUUGCAGCUGUCCCCGGACGGGAGACAGGUAUUGGCUAUUUCCAACAAUCCAGAGCAGGGCGUGUGUUUCGCUUGUCUGACCAAAGGACAGAAUGAGUGGCUCUAUUACGAUUUCAUCCCGGAAGACUUCACAGUGACGUGCGGAAUUCAUUCUCCAACGGAGAGUCAUGUCGUCUACAUGGGAACCUCGACCGGAGCUCUUGUGCAGUUCAAUCUCAAAACGAAGAUACCAACCAUCUUGACCAAGAGCUCCCGUUGUGCGCCCGUUACUUCCCUGGAUGUGAACUGCAUGGGAACGCAGCUUGCGGCAUCCGUCGCGGGCUCGGUGCUCCUCCACAGUAUCCGCAAUAAAUUGGACGUUCACCUACCUUACGACAAGAGGCCAAAUGCUGAAGUGUUCAUUCGAUACCAUCCGUUCCGCUCGAAUACGCUCGGAGUUUUCUCACUGGAUGAGGGCGCAGCGCUCCUCGAUGUCUCAUCGGCGCAACCGACGCUCCCUGACCGCAGGUCCAGGUUGCGACCUCCGCCGGGAGAAGCCCACGUGUGUAAACCCUGCGCGAUUCUAUGGGGGACGGCCGAGACUCUUUUCACUGUGGCCAACGACGGCCGCAUAGUCCAGUACGGGAAAAAGAGCUGUGGUCUCCUCUACCGCCACUCCGACAUCAUCUACGGAGCCUGCAUCAUGAAAGACGGAUGCGAAAUUCUCCUCGGUCUGGAAAACGCACUCGCUUGCUUCGAGAUGAAGAAGAAGCAGAUCUCGUGGACCAAGACCCUGCGAAUGAUCAAAACCAUUGAAGGCAUGGCUAGAGCGAAGUCUUAUCUACCGCUGGCGCUGCAAAAGUCCGGAGUAGAAUCAAUGUAUCCGCAGAGAGUCGCUUUCAAUCCUGACAUCCGUCUCGGUUCGAGGAAGUCUUCGUUGAAACCGAGCGAUGGCGAGCUCAUAUCGCCACUGAAAGGAGCUCCCGAUGUCGCGGCAUCCUUCCAGAGUAUGGCAUCAUCUCAUGUGGAGACCAAAGAAACUUUCACCGAUUCCAAUGUCAAGGAGAACGACAAGACCAUCUUACAAUCAACUAUCCUACAAGAGAAGGGGGCUCAUAGCCAUGAGGAACCCAUGGACAAGGCCGUCUUUUGCAACGUGGAUGGCUCGAGAUCAAUGUCGAAACUGAGUCAAGAAAGCCAGUCCAGCAUGACUUCCUUGAUGGAACGGCAGAAUACGCUGCUAUCUCAACUGACCGAAGUUUCGGCGCGCAUAGAAUCGAGACUCAUGGAAAGCUCAGCGAGGGUCGAAGCCAAACUCGAUGAGAUCCUGGAAGAGAUCCGAGAGCAAGGAUCGAGCGACCGAAGACUGAUCGGUCACGGUAUCCAAUUAGUCAAAACAUACCAUGGCGAUACCAUGAACAUUCUCACAGAAAUGGCCGAGGUCCAGCACGUCGCAUGGCUCGAUCCCUUGGAUGAUUACGAAACGCAGGUCAAACCUUGA
Molecule: messenger RNA, 1747 nt
Organism: Galendromus occidentalis (western predatory mite)
Lineage: Eukaryota; Metazoa; Arthropoda; Arachnida; Mesostigmata; Phytoseiidae
Exons: 12
Coding region: 155-1747 (530 amino acids)
Molecular function (GO): protein binding
Source: RefSeq, a predicted model, not a curated record